UUCUCUCUUUAUCACAGCGGCGAUAGGCGUAUUAUCACCGAAAACACGAAAUUAUCGAGUUCAACUUUCUCAAGUGUGGCUUUAUGUUUUAAUGUCAGAUUAAGAACUUGGAACUUUAGUAAUUUAUACAUUUAUCUACUUCACAUUUUCAUGCUACUUGGUUUCACUUAGUUUGAACAAAUUAUAUUAGAAAGAUGACAUCGAUUCCGUUGACGAAAUCUGCGCCUCCUUCGGCAUCUAUCGUGAACGAGUUACCGGAAUAUACAGCGUUCAAGUCAGCUGUCGUGUAUUGUGGUUGUAUCCUGAUUUUACCCAUUUUGGCGUUUUUCACCUCCAAAGUAGUCGUAUUCGAUAGUAUUUUAUCGUUAAGUGUAACUUCAAGCAAUGUAUGUUCUGCUAUAUGCGCAGUGGUAGUGCUACAUAUUUCACUAGGAGCUUUCAUCUACAAAGCUUACAGUGGUACGGAUAAAACAUCCAAACAGGAUUGAAUAUGGAACCUUUUGUUGUUCACUUUCACUCGGUGGAGCUGAGAACUUUUCAUCUACCUUAAGUAAUCAUAUUUUGCAAUUUGAUCAUUUGUUUCGUUUCCAUUGUUUUGUACGAUAUGUAUUAAAGUAAAAAAUUACGAUGUAAAAUAGGUAAUAAUUUAUAUUAAAACGUCAAAUAAAUAAGGAGAUUCUUCUAGGAAUAUGUAGAACAAAAUAAAAUAAUUUACAUCUUGUGAAAUUUAGACUAAAACAAAUUUAUGAAAACGAUUUACGAGGAGCUAAUUCUUGGGUCAUUCGCUGACUGAGGAAAAUUGCGCGUUGAGUUUCACUUCGUUGUGAUUCUUCUAGAAUUUGAAUAUCGUACAAUUUCAGUUUCUGGAUACCGAUCAUUUGUCCUAUACAUCUGAAAUCAUUAUUUACAUUCGUUAGUUUACGUUUAAAAUGAAACGAAAUUUUGAAAAUUAUUUCGAACUUACGAUACGAAUUGACCUCGCGUGAAAACAGGACAGGGUCUGUCGAUUUCGAAGAAACUACAUUCGAGAACUGUGCCAUUGUUUCCUUUGAUGAAAAUACAUUUUUCCAUUGGCCAACAUCCGUUUAUAGUAUUUACAAAUGAACCUUGAACGAAUUUUACAAUUAGUACGAUAAGAGUUGGGACAGAUCAAACAGUAAUGAUUAUCGAGUCGAGUUACCUAGAACGUUAUAUAUUACGCUUACGCUAGCAUUUUUUAGAGUUUGGUCCCAUUUCAUGACAUGUUCUACGCAACCGACGAGGUGUAUCAUUUUUCUAUCGAUAAUCUAAAAAACAAAACGUAACAUUUUCAUGACGAAACUACGAAUGAUUUGCUUGAUUAAUAUAGGUAAUUUUUCAUUACUUGUUGCGAAUACGAUUGGGUAUUUUCUUGCAAUAAAUCUUUUCUAGCGAUGGA
Messenger RNA from Planococcus citri (citrus mealybug), 1417 nucleotides. RefSeq names its product vacuolar ATPase assembly integral membrane protein VMA21 homolog. Gene Ontology annotation, biological process: vacuolar proton-transporting V-type ATPase complex assembly. NCBI's taxonomy places the organism in Eukaryota, Metazoa, Arthropoda, Insecta, Hemiptera, Pseudococcidae. The transcript is spliced from 3 exons. The record is from RefSeq and is a predicted model, not a curated record. The coding region runs from base 195 to 488 and encodes 97 amino acids.